This is a messenger RNA of Punica granatum (pomegranate), 1178 nucleotides long. NCBI's taxonomy places the organism in Eukaryota, Viridiplantae, Streptophyta, Magnoliopsida, Myrtales, Lythraceae. The record is from RefSeq and is a predicted model, not a curated record.
CCCAAAGGCAGCUGCUCUAUCAAUACCCCCCACACUGCUCUCUCUCUCUCUCUCUCUCUCUCUCUAGAAUAUCUUCCCUACGUCCGAGCGGUCACAGUCGGGCGGUUGGCUCUCGUCUUCCCAGCCAAACGGCUUUGAUCGGUUAAGAUGAGAUGGUUUUGGUGAUACAUUGUAGUAAAGCCUAAGGCGCCGGUUUUAGUGGUGCGCUGCUCCCUCUCCUCCUUCAGUAAAUGGGCUGCUUCUCGUCCACUCAAAGAAGACAGUUCCCUGGAUACGAGGAUCCUGUAACCCUUGCUUCAGAGACAGCUUUCAGUGUUAGUGAAGUCGAAGCCCUCUUUGAGCUUUACAAGAGCAUCAGCAGUUCUGUCAUUGAUGAUGGGUUGAUCAAUAAGGAAGAGUUUCAAUUGGCUCUAUUCAAGAACAGAAAGAAAGAAAAUCUUUUCGCGAAUAGGAUCUUUGAUCUUUUCGAUGUUAAACAAAAGGGAUUCAUUGACUUUGGUGAUUUUGUCCGAUCUCUCAAUGUUUUCCACCCUAAUGCUCCUCAGGAAGACAAAAUUGAUUUUUCCUUUAAGCUAUAUGAUUUAGAUGGUACUGGAUUUAUUGAGCGCCAAGAGGUCAAGCAAAUGCUGAUUGCACUUCUUUGCGAAUCUGAGAUGAAAUUGGCUGAUGAAACUAUUGAGAUAAUACUUGAUAAGACUUUCAUGGAUGCUGACGUGAAUCAGGACGGAAAGAUAGACCGGUCUGAAUGGCAGAACUUUGUUUCUAGAAACCCAUCACUGUUAAAAAUCAUGACCCUCCCCUACUUGAGGGAUAUAACAACUACAUUCCCGAGUUUUGUUUUCAACUCCGAGGUCGAUGAGAUUGCUACCUGAUAGAUUUGUCUAUUAUUUACUAGUGUUUAGCCAUAGGAUACUCGUGCAAUCGGUAUGCAUAAUAUACCAUGAUUGAUUUGGAACAGAUUGUAAAAGCUUUGAACUGGGCUGUGCUUCAAUUGAUUUAGCUUGUAGGAAAUGAGCAUAUGUGCAGAGGAUUUCGCAAUUGUAAAGCAUUAUUGCUCAGGCCGAUCAUCUGGUCAUUCCUCGCGCUGGUGUUAUGCAAUGGUAGUUUGAUACUCUGGAUCCCUUUUCUUCAACUUAUGAAAUUCAUUUUACAGAAAUAUAGAGUUGGGAAUUCGCGAA